CCCUUUGUUUACGUUGUCGUUUGACUGAUUCCCGUGUUUGUUCACUCGUUCACCACCACUUUCUGGGCGAUCGUGGGCUUGUUGAAUUUUAGACUCCCUCAGACUCACCAAGGGGCUAUUAUCGCGUAUUAGCCAUGACUAAGAUUAUUCAGAAAUCUGCUACGUUCCUUUUGGCGGUUACGCUGGCCGCCAUUUUGGUGCCCUCUGUGUUUGCUCAUCAGGGAUCACACGGUAUCAAUAUUCACCAGCACAACAGGAUGAUUAAGAAGAGGAUUUCAACUAGUGGGGGUGAUGUUAGGAAGCGUUCUCCUGAUAAAAAAAAGCCGGACGUGCCCCUCCUCACUUUAACCUCGCCUGGAAAUCCAACUAGUACUGAUUCUGUAAGUUACCUGCAUCAUCAUGCAUUGAAGCCUGUCUAAUGUCCCUUUUAGAGUGGUGGCAAUACCAAUACGCCCACCUCUGCGCCGUCUUCCACCACCACUACUUCUACCUCGACCGUCUCUACUCCAAGUUCCACUUCUAUUCCUUCAACAUCGACCUCAUCCACUUCU
Cantharellus anzutake is the source of this 551-nucleotide messenger RNA. RefSeq lists its product as uncharacterized. Bases 135 to 419 code for a protein of 94 amino acids. Lineage: Eukaryota; Fungi; Basidiomycota; Agaricomycetes; Cantharellales; Hydnaceae. The transcript has a single exon. The record is from RefSeq and is a predicted model, not a curated record.